This is a messenger RNA of Hipposideros armiger (great roundleaf bat), 3656 nucleotides long. It is a transcript of the gene LENG8, whose product is annotated as leukocyte receptor cluster member 8. The record is from RefSeq and is a predicted model, not a curated record. NCBI's taxonomy places the organism in Eukaryota, Metazoa, Chordata, Mammalia, Chiroptera, Hipposideridae. The transcript has 19 exons. Bases 198 to 2897 code for a protein of 899 amino acids. Gene Ontology annotation, cellular component: membrane; nucleus.
GACUCCGUGUGACGUCAGGACGCCGCGGUCUGGACGUCGAUACCCAAAGAAGACUAGAGGCAGCAGGGUCGUGAGCAUUUCCGUGGUUGUGUUGCUGUCGCCUUGGGCCGCUGCUGCUGAGUCCCGGGAGUGAAAGGCUGAGACAGUGAACAAGCAGUCUGGCUCCCGAGGUCCACCCCUUACACCCCAAGGUCCAGAUGGCGGCCAACGUGGGUGAUCAACGUGGCACGGACUGGUCUUCUCAAUACAGCAUGGUGGCCGGGACAGGCAGAGAGAAUGGCAUGGAGACGCCUAUGCAUGAGAACCCAGAGUGGGAGAAGGCCCGCCAGGCCCUGGCCAGCAUCAGUAAGGCAGGUGCCGCUGGCAGCUCCGCCAAGGCCAGCAGCAAUGGGCCUGUGGCCAGCGCACAGUAUGUACCCCAGGCAGAAGCCUCGGUGCUACAGCAGCAGCAGUACUACCAGUGGUACCAGCAGUACAGCUACGCCUAUCCCUACAGCUACUAUUAUCCCGUGAGCAUGUACCAGAGCUAUGGCUCCCCCUCCCAGUACGGGAUGGCCGGCUCCUAUGGCUCAGCCACACCCCAGCAGUCAUCAGCCCCCCAGCACCAAGGGACUCUCAACCAGCCCCCGGUCCCCAGCAUGGAUGACAGCAUGUCCUACCAGGCACCCCCCCAGCAGCUGCCCACGGCCCAGCCCCCUCAGCCCUCCAACCCCCCACAUGGGGCUCAUGCUCUGAACAGCGGCCCCCAGCCCGGCACAGCCCCAGCCUCACAGCACAGCCAGGCGGGGCCUGCCUCAGGCCAGGCGUACGGGCCACAUGCCUACACAGAGCCCGCCAAGCCGAAGAAGGGCCAGCAGCUGUGGAACCGCAUGAAGCGUAAGAUGACUGUGAUGAGUCUUGUGGUUCUUGUCCUGAGCUGGGGCUCCCUGGGUCUGGAGGCAGCCACAGCCGUGGGCCUCAGUGACUUCUGCUCCAGUCCUGACACCUAUGUCCUGAACCUGACCCAGGAGGAGACUGGGCUUGGCUCAGACAUCCUGAACUAUUAUUUCCUCUGCAAUCAGGCCGUCUCCAGCCCCUUUCAACAGAGGCUGACUCUGUCCCAGCGAGCUCUGGCCAACAUCCAUUCCCAGUUACAGGGCCUGGAGCGAGAAGCUGUGCCCCAGUUCCCUUCCGCGCAGGUCGGGCGGGCCGGGCGCUCCCCCUACAACCAGCCACCGGGGAAGGAGUGUGGAGCCUGCAGAAGGGGGCGGGUCGAUGGGCGCGUGGUGGUGACAACAGGCUCUGCUGGUGGGCGUGCCCCAGCUGAGUCCCUGCAAAUGUGCUCACCCAGGGGGAGCCUCUCCGGGAAGCCUGAUGAUUGGCCCCAGGACAUGAAAGAGUACGUGGAACGCUGCUUCACGGCCUGUGAGUCGGAGGAGGAUAAAGACCGGACGGAGAAACUGCUGAAGGAGGUGCUGCAGGCCCGGCUCCAGGAUGGCUCAGCCUACACCAUCGACUGGAGCCGGGAGCCCCUGCCGGGGCUGACUCGGGAGCCUGUGGCAGAGAGCCCCAAAAAGAAGCGGUGGGAGGCCCCCAGCAACCUUCACCCUCCCAGGGGGGCGGGAGCCACCACCAGGGGCGGGGCCGCUCAGUCCCAGCGAGGGACACCAGGAGGCGGGGGAGCCAGCCGAGCGAGGGGCAGCAGCUUCGCCAAGUUUGGCAACCGCAACGUCUUCAUGAAGGAUCACAGCUCCUCCUCUAGCACUGACUCCCGCUCCCGCUCUUCCUCCCGGUCCCCCAGCCGCCACUUCCGCCGCAGUGACUCCCACUCAGACUCCGACAGUUCCUACUCAGGGAAUGAGUGUCAGCCUGUGGGCCGCAGGAACCCGCCCCCCAAGGGCCGGGGGGGUCGGGGGGCCCACAUGGAUCGCGGCCGAGGCAGGGCACAGCGUGGGAAGAGGCACGACCUGGCUCCCACCAAGCGCAGCCGCAAGAGGAUGGUGGCGCUGGAGUGUGAGGACCCUGAGCGCGAGCUGAAGAAGCAGAAGCGGGCGGCCCGCUUCCAGCAUGGACAUUCCCGCCGCCUGCGCCUCGAGCCCCUGGUGCUACAGGUGGGCGGCCUGGAGAGCAGCGGGGCUGACCCCGACUGGCAGGAGCUGCAGAUUGUGGGCACCUGCCCUGAUGUCACCAAGCACUACCUGCGUCUCACCUGUGCCCCCGACCCGUCUACUGUGCGCCCUGUGCCGGUUUUGAAGAAGUCACUGUGCAUGGUCAAGUCCCACUGGAAAGAGAAGCAGGACUACGCCUUUGCCUGCGAGCAGAUGAAGUCCAUUCGGCAGGACCUGACGGUGCAAGGUGUGCGCACUGAGUUUACUGUGGAGGUGUAUGAGACUCACGCCCGCAUUGCUCUGGAGAAGGGUGACCAUGAGGAGUUCAACCAGUGCCAGACACAGCUCAAGUCUCUGUAUGCGGAGAACCUGCCAGGCAAUGUGGGCGAGUUCACCGCCUACCGGAUCCUGUACUAUAUGUUCACCAAGAACUCGGGAGACAUCACCACGGAGCUGGCGUACCUGACCCGGGAGCUGAAGACAGACCCCUGCGUGGCCCACGCCUUGGCGCUAAGGGCAGCCUGGGCUCUGGGCAACUACCACCGCUUCUUCCGGCUCUACUGCCAUGCGCCCUGUAUGUCUGGCUACCUCGUAGACAAGUUCGCAGAUCGGGAGCGCAAGGCUGCCCUCAAGGCAAUGAUCAAAACCUUCCGCCCUGCGCUGCCCAUCUCCUACCUGCAGGCCGAGCUGGCCUUCGAGGGCGAGGCUGCCUGCCGGGCCUUCCUAGAGCCCCUGGGCCUGGCCUACUUGGGCCCGGACAACGCCAGCAUCGACUGCCGCCUCAGCCUGGCGCAGCUGUCCGCCUUCUGAGCACCAGCACGACGGGGCGGGGUGGGGCUGCAGCCCCCAGUGCUGCCUCGCAGAUCUUGUUUUUGAGCCAUGGACUGGGGUUGUAAAUUAAUUAUGGGGAGUGGGCUCCAGGAAGAGCCACCAUCCCUGCCCCCAUUUUCCGACUGGGGAGUCUGUACAGAAAUUUUUUUCUACAUUUUUAUUUUUUGCCUCAGAGGGACGGGGAUGGGGAGGAGGGGGGGACGCGGAGGGAUGGGGGUAUGAUCUGUGUCCACCCUGUACCUCCACUAAUGCUGUCUCAGUGUUUUUUCUCUCUCUCUCUCGAGCUUGUACUUCGGCACCAACCCAGCACCCUGGCUGGCUGUCCCACGCCGGGGGCCAGCGGGAGAAGACAGGCCGCUCCGCCCGUGUCCGCCAUGCGGGGGCACCAGCACGCCACCCGCCGCCCGCCUCACCACAGACUCUUGUUGCCCAGCCCUCUGGGGCCUCAGUGUUUGGGGCAAGGGGAGCCCGUAGAGACUGUGCCCUGCCCUCGGCCCCCACCCCAGAAAAGCCACCACCACGCCACCAGCAGAUCCACGCCGCCACCUCGCACUGAGGACUCCGGAGGCCAUCGCGGGACCUCACCGGCCGGGCAGCCUCGUCUGCAGUUGUAUUAAGAUGUCUUGUGUCCCCUCCUCCUUCCACCCCAGUGUUUUUUCCCCCUUUCCUCCCUCCUCCUCCUCCUGCUCCCCCGUCCCCCUUGGUUCAGCACAGGUAAACGGUUCCCCCUCCCUGCCU